Octopus bimaculoides (California two-spot octopus) is the source of this 360-nucleotide messenger RNA. RefSeq lists its product as uncharacterized. The record is from RefSeq and is a predicted model, not a curated record. NCBI's taxonomy places the organism in Eukaryota, Metazoa, Mollusca, Cephalopoda, Octopoda, Octopodidae.
AUGGGGCCAUACCAUCCAAGAUCUAAUGGACAAGCAGAAUGCUUUGUCGAUAUAUUCAAGAGUGCCCUAAGAAAGCCGAAUAAGGAAGUCACAGAUGAGGUAGCUUUUCAAUCAUUCUUAAGAGUAUACCAUGUGACACCAAAUCCAAAUACACCAGCAGGAUUGUCACCAGCAAAGCUGAUGUUUGUGAGGAAAAUAAAAUCAGUCUUCAACAAAUUGCUACCUGGCAAGAAAAGAAUAAUUGCAAUGGAAAAUACAGCAAGAUAUUUCAAAAUAGGUGCAAAGAGAUUUGUGCAGCAGGGAACCAAUGUUGAAUGCUAUGAAAGUGGUGGUAGAGGUGAUGGUCACAUGGGAGAGUAG